Molecule: messenger RNA, 13045 nt
Organism: Toxoplasma gondii ME49
Lineage: Eukaryota; Apicomplexa; Conoidasida; Eucoccidiorida; Sarcocystidae
Exons: 4
Coding region: 1-12357 (4118 amino acids)
Source: RefSeq, a predicted model, not a curated record
AUGACUGUGGGCGGAGGCGCUGUGAAAGGCUCAGCCACGUUUCGGACUCUCGGAGACACCCCGCAGAUGGUGUCUCCUCUGGGGCUUCCUCCCGGGGCGGGGAUGGCGCGCGAGUGCGGGGACUUCCCCGAGGCAGUGCCGGCCGGUUGUCUCCUCCCCGGCGACACCUCGCCCCUUAUGUCUCUGGGUGCAGCAUGCGGGCGCGGAGACGCUGCGCCGCGGCGCGACCCAGAGCUCGCCGAGGGCGCCUUCGCCUCUGGCUACGAAGUGUCUCCUGGCUACUCGUUUCUGGGGGGGCUUCAGCCUUCGUGUCUCUUGCCGCUCGCGUCGGUGCCCGCGUCUCCGGCCGCGGUGCCGAGUCUCGUCAGUCUCAAUGUGAGGCCCCACAGGGCCUUUCUGAGGCAGGAGGAAAACUGGCUGGCGAGAGACUUCUACCAAGAGAGGCGGUGGAAGAUGGCCGCUGCGGGGCGGGUGGGAGGCCUCGUCGCUGCGCGAGCCCGGUGGCUCGAGCUCCGGAAGAAGCGCGAAGAACGGCGUUUCUUGGCCGCACCCAUCGCCUCGGCCGUCCAGGCUGUCUGGCUGGGAGCCGUCAGCCAAGUCGAGCCGGGCCUCAUUCCCCCUGCGCUCCAGCCCUGUUGCGCCUCGCUGCCUCCGACCGCGUCUGCGCCCAACCUGCGGCUGUCACUCUUGCGGAGGAGGUGUCGCCCCGCGUUCCUCGCCUCCGGCGAGAGGACAACUCCGGGAGGAGACGGAGACACUGCGUGCAGCGUCUCUGGUGUCUCCUCGCCCCGCGCGGGCGCAACCGCGGACCUCGAGGCGAAAGCGGCGCUGCUGCGCGCGCAGGUUCGGAACCAAGCGGCAGCGCUGCUGUCCCCACAGGUCCGAGGAAAGCUUGGGUCUCUGUUCUUUUUGAGCGACAAUCCCUUGUCUGUGUGCCCCGCCGAAGAUCGCUGCCUGUUCGUCGGCUCGGGCGCGUUGGGCCAGCGAGGCCCGCAGCCGUGGGGCGCGGACGGAGGCCUGGACCGUGGCUCCGGUGAGAAGAAGCGCGAGAAGAAGGAGGAGAGGAGACAGGUCAAGAGUGAGGAAGACAAGUCCAGGGAGGAGGCGAAGCAGGAGAAGAGGAAGAAAGGCGCAGAAGGAGACGCUGGAGAGGGCUCGACAACCGGCGAGGGGGUCGGCGAGGACGGCGCCGCGGAGCUCCCGAAUAGAGGGCAGCGCAUUCAGGCCGACGAGGGUGGAGAGAAGGUAAAAGAAGACGAGAACCAGACGGAGGACUGCGCUGCGAUUCCGAGGCCGCAGGACAAAUCCGAUGAAGAAGACAACGGGUGCAUGUCGCCGCGGAAAUCCGCGCUCGAAUCGGGCCUCAGAGAGGACGCGUCACCCCGGCCGUCUGCACGCGCGCAUCGUCGAAAGAGCGCGACAGACGAGGCCACUCUGGACGCGUCCCUGGAGGACGGCUUUCUGCCUCUCUCGCCCUCGCUCCACGCCUUUCUGUUGGACACCGUCGCCCGCGGCAUAGAGGAACAGAGACAGUCUCCCUUUGUGCGUCUGAGGAGAGAGACGCCUCUGCGUCGGGGCCCCGGGGACAGCGAAGGACGAGACGGCUUGCUUCCGUCCUUUGCGCCGCUCUUAUCCGGCUCUUCGUCGAUUCUUUUGCCUUGCGCGAGAGACGCGCGCGGCGAUGGCCCGCGGGACAAGAAGAAGGAGGAGAAGAGAGAAGAAGACACACCUCUGUCGAGCCGAGACUUGGGCCUAACGGCGGGCGUUUCUGAGGCCUCGCCCUCCGCUGGCAGCAUCACAAGCGCUUCCCGAGAGGUCGACUCGCCUGUGCAUUCCGUCAGUACCACUUGGUCCUCUUCGCUGCCUUUGCCGGGCUCCUCGCCUGGCGGCCUAGACGGCGUCUCCGCUCCUGCUGCGGGCGCGUCUCCUGUGGGGAAAGACACUGCGGGGCGCGGCACCGAGAAGAACGAAGCAGAGGGAGCUGGCCGGGCCGGCGGCGCGGCGAGCUGGGGUGUCCCGGGAGCUUGCACCUGCUGCUUCUGCCGCGGAGAGAAAACCGAGGGUGAACGAGACAAGGGGGCAGGUGUGCCUUUCGGAGCCGACCCGGACGUCUCUUCUCACCCUACAGCAGGCGCGUCUUCGCCUCCGGGCCUUCUGUCUGUCGACGGCGAAGCAGAGAAGCCCCGGCACUGCACCUGUCAACUGUGUUACCUCUCCGAGGGCGUCUGGUCGAAGCGAGAAUACCUCGCGUCUGCGGCGCUUCUCGGUGCGGACGAGGAGCUGAGACAUGCCCCCUCGCUUCUCCUCCAUUCGCUUCCGUCCCCCACUUUCGGCGCCUCGGGACUGAGAGGCCCCGGACUCUUUGGGGAAUCCGACGACGGGGCUUGCCUGUCGAGCUUCGACGCGGACUCUUCCUUGGAUGUCAGCGCUUCAGACCCGGUCUCCCUCUCAGACUGGAUCUAUCUGCAGCACGAGAAAACACUUGACCUCGCCGCCCCCCUCACCUUCGACAUCCUCGCCAAUGCGCCUCCCAGCGUCUUCCUUGGGGCGGCCUUUUCUGGUUUCUCCGAUCGCGCAGGCCCUGCGGGCCUCUCGCGCCGCACCCGCGAGGUCCGCGGGGGCUCCUCAGCCUCGUCCAGGCUCAAGGCGAGUCGCAGCUCGGGGCGCUUGGGGACGCAUGCGUUGCCGCUGUCUCCAGCUCACCGGGAUGUCUCUCUUGAGUGCCACGAAGACCCGCUCGCAGACGCUCGCGACCAGAAGGGUGAAGAGGUCCUCAAGGGCGACAACGACGAGACUCUGGGCGCUCCCGGGCAGGUAGGGGCCGGCGGCCGACGCGGGGUCGCCUGGGGGCCUCUUUCGUCGGGUGCGUCAGGCUCCAGCGGCGAUGCGAGCGACGGCCGGGAGGAUCGCACAGCAUCGGGUCCCGCAGUGGGCGCGGCGAGAGAGAGAGACGAUGAAGGAGACGAAGACGACGACGAUCUUCGUCCAGGCUCUGCAGACGGAGUUUCUCAGGCUCCCAACGUCGGCGCCGAGCCUCUGCAAGGCGUAGCCGAAGGCGCGUCGGCCGCGAGCGUCGCGCUUCGACACAAGUCGAGGCUGGCCAGGAAGGAGAGAAGGCGAAGGACGGCGUGGAAGCUGCUGGAGAAUGUCUCUCUCUCGGCGAUCUGGGACAUCCUAAGCAGGAAAACCGAUAACGCGUUCACUGAUCUCCUCCCCGUCGAGUUCCGACCCCCCGACUGGCGCCUCGACGUCUGUCAAAUCCCUGCACUCAAACAUCAUGAAGAAUGGGAGGAAGCCAUUGCCGAGUUGUCGAAUCUAGCCGCCGACCCUUUCUCCCCGGCGUGUGGCGCCUCGCCAUUUCCAUUUGUACCGGACUUUCUCUUGUCGACUGCUGCUCAAGGCCUGCCGGGGCCGGCGGGCCGAGGCCUCUUGGCUUUCCCGGAGUACCUGGGCCCCGUCUUCCAGGCUGCGUCCCCCUUUGCGUCCGAAGGCUUGUCGAUCGGCGCGCCGGGCAGCCGACCCCGCACGACAGAGGCCGGCGUCACGGGCGCAGACAAGGAGAACCGAGACGGGCAGAAAGACGAUCAAGACGAGAGGUUGAAGGACGGCAGAGAGGAGGACGCAAGUCACCUGUCUCCGUCCGCGCCGGGCCUGUAUCACCCUGGAGGCCCCGGGGCAGACCGGGGUCGCGUCGACGAUCCGAGCAGGCCUGGAGAGACAGGCGCAGAGCACGGCCUCGCCUCCUAUCCGUAUUUGCAUGCGGGGCAGGCGUCAAGCGCGGCAUACGCCCGCCACCAAGCACGAGGCUGCAAGGGAAACGAUCCUUCUCUGUCGGAGCGUCUGUUUGCAGCGGAAGCCGGCCAACGGCCCCCCCUCUUCUCUUCGCCGUACCUGCCGAAGACGACCUUCCCGGCUGGGUACCCCCCAGGGGCGUUCCCGGGGUACGCGCCCGUGGGCCCUGGCCGGGCGCCACUGGGCGGGCCCGCGCCUGGAGCCCAAGCGCCGGGCGCGACUGCGGUGUCUCGGGGCCGGCACCUAGUGCCUCCUGGCCCAGGGGGGAUGCACGCGAAGGGCCCACAGGGCGCGGGCGCGUCUCUUUCUCGGGCUCGGGACGAGUUUGGAGCCCAACGCGGCGCAGGAGUCUGCACGGGGGGCCUUUCCGGGGGGACGUUGGGAGCGUCUGGGGCGCGGGCCGGAGCCCGUCCGCAUCCACAGUGGGACUUGAAUGAGAGUGCAAUGCUCCUCGCUCUUGUGAAAAAGUUCGGGCAACCGAAUCCUCACUACAUACCGUUUGGAUCGCACCGAUCUCGCCUCGUCGCGUCUCUGCAUCGAAGUGCAGAGGCAAAGAAGCGAAGACUGCGAGUGGUCGCGGGCCUUAGGCAUCUUCUCCAGCGUCGGCGACUCGGAGAAAAGGCGGUCGAAGAAGAGAGUGGAGCUCAAAACUCGACUGUUGUUGCGCGCAAGAGAACUCUGAAGCAUGCUCUGGCUUCCUGGAGCAAGAAGGGAAGACUGCUCUCUCUUCUCGCGGCCGUCGAGAGAGAGGAGGUGGAACUGGAAAGGGCGUCGACGGCUGCAGAGAAGGACGGCGAGGCGGGUCGCACGGACGCGGGCGCAAGGUCUGAAGACUGGCAGACCGGAGCGAAGAAAGGAACAGACAGUCAGAGCGAGAAGUUGCCCAUCCCGUCUGUGUUGACGUACUCGUCGCGGUCGGUAAACUGGGACCUGGUAGCGACUACUCUGAGUAACUCUGGAACGUGGCUGGCGAAUGCACUGGCGGGAAGCGACGGAGGCCGUAAACCGUCUUUUUUCUCGCCUCAGGGUGUCUCUCUCGUUUCACUCGGAGACGCCAUGGCCUCGUCUGCCGUUUCCCGACUUCGGUCCCCUGCAGAGUGCCGGGAACAGUACCUCCUCUUGCGCGCGCACUUGAGGAAAAUGGUCACUCAGCCCCGAACGCAGCGACAUCCGAUGCUUGUUCUUCUUCUCCAGCAAUACUACAAACACAUCCGCAGGCACCCGACCUUCCAGGAGAACUUCUACCCCCUCCGUCCCCGCCAUCCCCUACCUGGAGGGCGAGCAGUCUCCUCUUUCUCGCCCGGACCCCCGCUCUUCUCACAGAGCGUCAGGGAGAGUCUGGCGUCCGGCGCGUUCGCGCCCCUAGUCGACAAGCCGCCGUCGAGAUUCUUCCACGCGCUCCUCCCUCCCCAGGUCUGCCGUCAUCUUGAGAGCGCCGUGAACCAGUCGGUCCGAGCUGGCGACUGCGCGCGCAAAGAGACAAACGGAGACACCCCGGAGACCGAAGGAGACAGCCAUCGUCUCUCGGGGAAGAUCUUGCACACUGAGCUGGACAGAGAAUGCGCAAGAAGAGUCGUUGUUUUCGAGUUGCGCGACGGGGCAGAGUGUGACGGCGAAGCGGGUUCGUCCUGGACAGAGACAGGGAAAAGAAAAAGAGAGUGGAGAGGCGCUUUUGCUUUGAAGCACAGGCGACUGGAGGGCGAAAGUGCAAAAGACAGAAUGUCCGUGGUCUUCUCCGAAUACCCUAUUGGCAAUUCCUUCGCUCACGAUCUCGCGCUCUGGUGCUCGCGGCUGCUGGGAGAUAGCUACCACCGCGCUUCCUCGAGCUCGAGAAAGAUUCAAAGACUCUCGCCUCUUCACCAGUUCUUGGAAGGCGUCCAACGACAUCGAGAAGAGCGAAGUGGAGGCUCGGCCUAUCCGCGAAACGGCGUCUUCGGUUCGUCGCGCUUUCUGGUCCAGGCUCUGUCGUCCCUUCUCUCUAGGCCUUCUCGAGCUUCUCUCGGAGUCAAAGAGAAAUGCGGGGAUGCCCCUCAGGAAGCACUGGCCUUGGGGCUUUCGAAAGAGACGAAGCCUCAUGGAUCCUACGAUCACGCGCUUCCUCUCCCGCGUCGGCUGCAGCUGCUUAUCGCGCUUGCUGCGGAGCUGGGGACGCAUGCGUUGCUCUACACGCCUCGCGGGGUUUCCAAAAGUGUGAGUGGAGAUUCUCGGAAGAACAUUUCCUCGCUGGUGGACUCUGUUCUAGGGUCUAGGUCGGCCGCGGCGGGAGCGCGAACAGGCAAGGCGCCUCCGGGCGAAUCUCCCGUCGCGAUCGCGCGAGUGGGGACAGUGUGGGGUGGAGACGUUCCUGGCGCAGAGACAGUUUGGGAGACACUCGAAGGCACGGACCCCGUGGCGUACGGCCUCGCUCUGCAUGACGUAAGCAACGAGGAGACAAGCAGACACUUCGGAUCGUUCGCGCUUCGGUGCCUGCCGCUGCCCUCCCCUGCGAUCAGCGCGAACAGGACCUUCUUUUCGUCCGCAUUUGACGCUUCGGCACCUUCGGGGCCCGUGAAGAAGCCGCGGCCCGGCGCAGUCUCCUGUGUCUCCGCUGUGGAGGCGAGCGCGCCGGUGCCGCAGACAGGGUCAGAGACUCCGAGGGAGGCAACGACUUUGUCUGCGAGGGCGGCCGAAGGCGAGCGCCCCGAGGGAGAGCCAACGGCAGCAGAGAGAGAAUGUGAGAAGAUGAGUGCCUCCCAGAAGGACGAGGAAGUUCCGCGACAGAGCCGAGAGGGGCAGGGAGCACCUGUGCCUAAUACGAAGCAAAGAGCUGAGCAGGAACCUGCGAGAGACGCCGACGAGAAGGGCAAGUCCGUUGCGGGAGUUCAUGCUUCCGCCGCGGAGAAGGCGGGAUUUUGGCUCAUGCUCGACGAAGUGGGGGCCGAUGCCAAAGGCUCUGCAGGCGCCAAGCCUCUGCCUCCGCUCUGGAGGACUGCCCGCUCUUCUGGUGGGCUUCUCGGCUUUGGGUUGGAGGGGCCGACGUUCCACGAGAUGAUUCGCUGUGUCACCCGAAAGAGCUUGGGCGCACUGGCUUGCUCGGCGUCGCAUCUGUGUCAGCCAGGCCGCUUCGGAGGCCGCGCCUCGUCGCCUAGUAGAACCUUUUCUUGUGGGGCCCGGCGGUCGCGGGGCGCCGGGGCCGAGGGCAUCGGAGACAGAGACAGAGCGCGAGUGUCGCUGUCUGCAGGGAGCGCCGGGACCUCAGGGUCGAGCCGGUUGGAGAGACGUGAAGAAAAGGCUCGACAUGGGAGUCUGCGGGACGCGUGGGUUCCAGCAGAAAUAAGCCAGCAAGAAUCGGAAGGCAUCAAAUUCGCCGCUUCCCUUGUCUGUAGGUGCAGCGACAGCAUGAGGAAACGUCUAGCUGCUCUGAACAGCUUGUCCGACGCUCUGGGUGUCCGCAGUCUCCUCCCUCCAGGUGUGCCGGGGAACCCGCUGCUGGUGCCCCCCCACCCGUCGCAGUUGCGAUUCCUAGAUGGUGCUAACCACCUCCUCAGUUCGUACGUGCACCGCCAGGAAGGGCCUUCUCUGCUGUACUCUUUUUCGGCCCCCCGCAGUUCGCCGGAAGCGGAGGCGACGACUACGCGAGCGACGAAGCUCCCGGACCCACUCUCCGCCUCGAAUAGACUGUCUCUGGGCGUCUUGCCGCUCACGGGGCCUCUCAACCCCCAGCAGUUCGGCGCGACCCUCGCCCCCUGGCUCCUGAUCGUGAAUCUGGCGUUGCAGCGCGGAGAGCAGGAACAGCUCCUCGCCUCCGCGACCCAGUGGAUUCAACAGGCUUCACGCUCGUCGCUCGGCGCGCUUCCACCGAGCCUCAGCCUCGCAGCCGCCGGUCCCGCCAUCCUCACGCCUGCAGUCGCGUCGCUCGACGCGUUCCGGAAGCCGCAGCUCCCAGAGGUCCUGGCUGUCUUCCGCAGUCAGCAGGGGGGACACCGGCUGUCGACGGCGCACUCGAGGAAUUCGACUGAGGGCGCGUCUUCGCGGCAGCCAACGUCAUCGCUUUCUUCGCAGUUUGCGAUGGCCAGAACAGGUGCCGGAUCGCUCCCGGUUUCCACCGGCGGAUCUUCGAUCGCCUACUCGUCUUCUUUCGUCUCGAGUUCUCUCCACGCCUCGCAGGCACCCCCCAGAGUCGUGCUCACCGCCCCGGCUGGGGCGUCCCCGCAGGGACCUGUCCCCUUUGCCGGCGGGGUGGCGGCGGCGCCGUCGCCCGGAGCCGGACCGGCGCCAGAGGCGAAGGGGGGUGCGCGGCUGUCGACAGGGCGAGAAGGCGACGGGGCCGCUCCAGCCUAUUCACGGCCUUUCCCGAAAGACAGGCAAGGAGGCCCCACAGGCCCUGAGGGCGGAGUGCCGGCGUCGCCGUAUUUCUUCCUGCAGGGAUGCCCCUCCUCGUCUUCACCCGCUUACGCGCCUUCUGUCUCCUACCAAGGCCAUGUCGGGGGAGUUCCGGGGAGCCAGGCGUACCCGGCGCCAAUGCCAGUCCCGUUUCAGAAGCCCCACGAAACGUCGAGUGAAGACAAGGCUGCCGGAAACGGCCCCCGAGCUCGAAUGCUCGUCCCCUCCGCAGGGGCCUCGGGUGCAACUCCGCCUCAACACGGAGGGAUGCUCCCUGUGGGGCCCGGCGCCCGAUCGGGGCCAGCGGCGAGGCCCGAGACCCAGGAUCCUUCUUUCCAUUCGUCUGGCGCCGCUACCGGUCCUUAUCAGGCUUUUGCUUCGUCUCCCGGCGGCCCCAGUCCAGGUGCCUUUGCGUCGGCACCACCUUUUCAUGGCGCCGUCCCUCCAGGCUCCGCGGGCGGGGACAGUACCGUCCAUGCUCAGGGCCCGCGGCGAGAUGUUCCUUCGUUCCCAGCCUCUGGAGGCGAAGAUCGGCAAGGCCCUUUCGGGGCCCAUGGGCCUGCGGGUUCGACUGCGAGCGGGCCAGGCUUGCGGCCCGAAGAGGGCGCACCAGGGUCGGGGAAGUCUGUUAACGAGCCUGUCUCCUCUGGAGGCGCGACUCACGCGAAAUCUGGCCAUGAGGGACUUCCUCCUUCGUUCGGGAGCGACGGGGAGCCGGGGCCACACCCAGGGCCUGGAGUGUUUGUAACCCAGCGAGUGGACUCCGCGACCGCUGGCAGUGGCGACCCCUCAGAAGUGAAGGGGGGCGAACAGGCACCCGAGGGGACGACUCGCAGCAGUGGUUCGGAGGCCGCCGCCGGCUCCUCUCCACCUUUCAGAACCGAAGAGGGAGCAAAGUCACACUUUGCCUCUGCGCCUGGGCACCCGGCAAAGCACAAUUCUUUUGCACCCCCUUCGGCGUCUGGAACGCCUCUUCACGGCCCUGCGGAUCCUCACGCAGGCGCAGUAGGCGGCGUCCCGCCGUCUGGGCCAGGCGUCUACCCACAAAGGGGCGCACCAGGGAGCGGUCGCGGGCCCUUCCCGCCCACGGGGCCUCUGGCCCAUCCUUUCUCUUCCAUGCCAGGUCCGUAUCUCCAGCCUCCGCAGACAGGCUCCGUGGCUGUGGGGCCCUACGGGCAGGCAGUCGGGCCCCAGCUCGCGGGAGGCGCGCGAUCGCAGCCUGGGGGCGCCGGGGAAACUCCGAGUUUCCCUUUCCAAGCUCCUCGCCCAGGAGAUACUUCCGGGAUGCGAGAUCGCGAGGCGGAGGCUUCCCCCUCAGGUGUGGCGCCUUCGGCCAUGCACAGCUGUGCGCCGGGUCAGCGUCCUGGCACUCCCGCCGAGGGACGCGUUUCCGGAGGGAAAGAGACGGACUCUGCGGUGGGUUUGGCAAAGGCCAAGAACCUGUCCGCCCCUGGGUUUUACUACCCAGGCUCGAUGGGCCCUGAGCCUGGCGCUCCGGAAGAGAACAGGGCCGGUCGGGGCGAGGAGACAGGCUCGCAAGGGCCGCCGGGCGAGAGGGGUGGUGCGCGGGCUGAAGAAAGCCAUGCGAACUACAGCGGCCCCGGUGGCGAGCCUGGCUAUGACGCGGCACAGUCGGCGGGUAGUGGCUAUCGAAUGGCGCCCGGUUCAGCAUCGCCGGAGUACAACUCCUCGUUCGGGCCCUCGUACUUUUCGUCUGCGUCUCACGGCUCCAAGGUUCCCCAGAAUUCUCCAGGAGUCCCCGGGGACGGUCCCCUCAGCGGCGCGCCCGCGCCCCAUGCAGGCCAGGGCGGGCCUGGCGCAGGACCUACUGAUCCGUACCCUGGUGGGCCAGCCUCGGACGCGACCCAUGCGGGACCCGCAGGGUAUUUCGGGGCUCCAGGCUCCCAGCCCGGUGGGGUUCGAAGCGAGGAACUGCGGCGCCGGUCGGCGGGGCCUCCAGGCGUUCCAGGAGCGCCUCUUGUCGCUCCCGACGGCGGAGGGUAUGGGUACCCCGUGGCUGGGAAACCAACUAUAGGAAAAGAAGAUGUUGGCCAACAGCCCCCGACGUACCUGCCGUAUCCUGGAGUCGGCAACGCGACAAACAUCCCCCGCUCCCCUGGAGACGGUGCGAGUCUAAACCGACGCAGGGAAGGUCAGGAGAGUCCGUGUCCGGGCUGGGGCGGCGGGGCGCUCCCUGGGGGUCCGUACGCGUCGUCUGUGUCUUCGCUCUCUUCUUCGCCUCCGUCUUCCACAGGCAGCAAGCCGAAGCGGACUCCGUCGACAGCGGGCGCGAAGGCGCACCCACCGCGGAAACGCCAGAAGAAGCAGCAGCCGCCCGCCGAGAAAGCGAAUCCCGACUCGCCAGCUCAGGUCGUCGGCGCACCAACGCCUCCAUUCAGCGCGGCGUCUGGGCUCAAGCCGAUUGGCGAAGAGGAGAGACACAGCCGCGAAGGCGUCGGUCCCGACCGCGCGCCGGUGACUGUGGGGGGCAGUCCGCCCAAGAAAGAAGAUGCAGACGGUGGUUUGAACCACCACGGACGCGGAGUGCAACCGCCAAGCAUGUCGCCUUCUGUACACCCAGCGUCUGCAUCUCUUCCCCAAGGAUUCGAAAAUGCCGGGAGUUCUUCCAUAAUGGGGAUGGGCGCGACAGGCCCCUUCGCAAGCAAUCAAAUGAUGCCGGGUGUCCGGCCCUCUGACGCCAGUGGGCCCCCCGGCGGGUUCUUGGUUCAGCACCCCUCGCCGUUUCUCCCGCAUGUGCACCCCGCACCGAUGACACCGCAUGAGCCAAACGCGCCGCCUCAGAUCCAAAUGUUGGGGACACCGGGGGCUCCUUCUGGAGGACGGGACAUGCCAACAGGACAAGAAAGCGUCCCUCCCAAUCUCCAGGCACCGUUCACGCCACAGUCGAAUUUUCCGGGAGGCUUGCCGUCCGUAUAUGGCCCCAUGGCAACACCGGGCCAGCGGCCGGAGUCCCUGCAGUCCCCCCAGCCUCACAGAGGGCCCUUGCCGGUCUCUUCGAUACCAGGACAGGCGCCGCACAUGGGUCACCCGACGCAGCCGGCGCGCGGGGGCAUGCAUGCACCAUUUUCGGCGAUGGGGAAAGUCGGACCUCCCGGAACCUUCGCCGGCGCCCCUGGGGCGAAGCCGGCAGGGCUCGGGGAGUCCGGCGGGCCUGUGUCUCGGAGCGGGGACUUCGGAGACGCUUCCCGAGGGGCGGCCAGUGGAGCCCAACACUCUCACCCUGUGCAGCAGAUGCCUCCCCACACUUCGUUUGUCUCGGGGGUUCCUGGGCCUUCCGGUCUGGGUAUGUCUGGGGCGCCAGCCUCCGGCGUGUCGAUGCCGGCUGAAGGGAGCCACGCGCUGAGCCACCCGGGGGGCAUGCAUGCACUCGGUGCUUCGCAGGCAGGGCCAGGGUUCCUCCCUUAUUCGCAAAAUGCGGCACUGCCUGCGGACACUGCGAGUCAGAAGUCGAUGAAUCCGCAGCUUCAGGGCUCCUUCCCCACAUCUGCGUCGCUGCCGCCUUCUUUUCCUUCUCAGAUGCAUUCCGUCUCGCAACAGCCGCCCUUCGUGAAUGCGGGGGCGGUGCCUGUGCCUCAGACAGGCGCCGCGAGUCGCGGCCCCGCCUUCUUCAACGGAGGCGACCGGGGUAGCAUGCAGCCUCCAAUGCAUGCAGUCCCCUCGGGGUAUUUUCACGGCCACCAGAACCCGUACGAUCCGGGCCACAGAGGGAGCGCUGGACCCGGCGCCCCGUCCGGACCUGUGAACUCGAUGUCCGCUUUCUCUUCGCUCCCGAUGCACCCUUACGGGGCUUCGAUGCCGGGAACCUCUGGCGAAGGUCACGCCUACGCGUCUCCGCCUGUUCAGAGUCCGCAUCUGAUGAAUCGCGAGAGCACGCCGGCGGGAGGCCCUGGAAGUCUCGGCCAAGCGAGCCCGAACCCUGGGGGCCUCACUGGGGCCCCCGGAGGGGCCUGCGGCGUCUCCAACGUCGCGCCGUUUGCACAGGCCGGAGCCUACAUCCAUCGAGAGGGUUUAGACAGGCAGAAUCGCGGUCCGCCGUCUCAACAGCAGUUCCAGUUCCCCACCCAUCCCGGCCAAAGAAGCGGACGCGAGGGCAGAGAUGGCGAAGCCGCGUACUCGGCGAUGCCGCAGACCUCGUAUUACCCCCCACCUGCGCCCGGACAGUUCCAGGAGGAAGGGGCGUAAACGAGCGAUUCACGAAGGGCACACUUUCUUCGGAGGGACUUCACAGGAAGAGUUCUGGGGAGUCGUCUUGCUUGAAGAAGAGGGACGAGAGAAGAAAGAAAAAAGUGGACGUACAGAGAUGAAGGACAAAAGAAGGCAGAAAGAGAAGAACACCAAGUCUCAUGGCUGGGACCGAGAAGGCUAGGAACACAUGGGUCGGCAGUGUGGGGAAGGAAGAAGAUUUGAGAAGGUGACACCGAAGAGCGGGAAGGAUCCAGACGAAGAGAUAACGAAGAAAAGAGAAAAGAGGAAAACCGUUCAUGCUUUCAAAGAAUGGCCCAGCAGUCUUUGUGGCGAUACAACACCAAGGAGAAACGAUGGUGUCGGGGACUAUGAGGUCGCCUGCCGGAGGCCUCUUUGUCGUUACUCGUGGGGGAAGGAGAGACUAAACGAGAGCAGAAUGGACACAACGGUUGUUUCGUCACGGUGAAAACCGUUGUAGAAUGCCUCGAGGGUGAUGUGGAUUCUUUUGUACUGUCUCGCCUUUCAUCUGGAGAGUGCACCCUUUUAUCGUGUAGCGCAGGCCACGGACGUUUUUUACAGCCAGUCGCGUUGUACUGUUUGUCUCCACAUGCGUUUCUGCAUCUCUUCUGGAGCUCUCCUUGCCCGACCGUCUUCAUGUAUCGCAUGCACUGCUUGUGCUUUCAUG